AUGACAAAACAUUGUGUGUUUCAUUUUCUGCAGAUGCAGCAUGAGGCAAAUAAAAUGUGGCAAAAUCAAACUACUAUAUCCGAAUUCAUACUCUUAGGAUUUGGCGAUCUCCCUAAAGUGCACGUUCUUCUCUUCCUGUUCUUCUUAGUGAUCUACUUGGUGACCAUGGCUGGGAACCUCCUCAUUGUUGUACUGGUUGUGGCAGAUCAACACCUUCACACCCCCAUGUACUUCUUCCUAGGAAAUCUGUCCUUCUUGGAAUCCUGCUACAGCUCUACCAUCCUGCCUAAAAUGUUGUCAAGCCUCUGGACUGGGGAAAAAAGAAUUUCUGUAAAAGCCUGUUUUUUGCAGUUCUUCAUUUUUUCUUGCCUGGGAGGUGCCGAAUGCUACCUCCUAGCCAUGAUGUCUUAUGACAGGUACUUAGCAAUAUGUAAGCCACUCCAUUAUGCUACACUUAUGAAUGGCAGACUGAGCUUCCAGUUAGCAGCUGUAUCUUGGGUAAGUGGAGUUUUUGUCAGCACAACUUUAACUUUGAAAGUGACAUCGUUAUCCUUUUGUGGUCCCAAUAAAAUUGAUGAUUAUUUUUGUGAUGUUAGCCCUAGCAUAAGGUUUAUUUCAUGCAGUGACACUCAUUUAUUUGAACUAUCAGCCUUCAUAUUUACCUGUGUAUUCACCCUACCCCCCUUUCUACUCACCUUGACAUCCUAUGUUUACAUCAUAAUUACAAUCCUCAGAAUCCCAUCCACCACUGGGAGGCAAAAAGCCUUCUCCACUUGUUCCUCUCACCUCACUGUGGUUGCCUUGUUUUAUGGAGCUCUGAUGCUUGUCUACAUGUUACCACGAUCAAAGGACAUUAGUCAUUUGAAGAAAGUCUUCUCUCUCUUCUACACCAUCCUGACUCCCAUGGUCAAUCCCCUCAUAUACAGCCUGAGAAACUUAGAAGUGAAGGAAUCCAUCAGGAAAUGUUUCAGAAGAGUUAUAUUCUAUAUUACACCAUGA
Molecule: messenger RNA, 999 nt
Organism: Elgaria multicarinata webbii
Lineage: Eukaryota; Metazoa; Chordata; Lepidosauria; Squamata; Anguidae
Product: olfactory receptor 10A3-like
Exons: 1
Coding region: 1-999 (332 amino acids)
Biological process (GO): G protein-coupled receptor signaling pathway
Cellular component (GO): membrane
Molecular function (GO): G protein-coupled receptor activity; olfactory receptor activity; odorant binding
Source: RefSeq, a predicted model, not a curated record